Molecule: messenger RNA, 2950 nt
Organism: Carassius auratus (goldfish)
Lineage: Eukaryota; Metazoa; Chordata; Actinopteri; Cypriniformes; Cyprinidae
Product: CLOCK-interacting pacemaker
Exons: 4
Coding region: 235-1260 (341 amino acids)
Biological process (GO): negative regulation of circadian rhythm; negative regulation of DNA-templated transcription
Cellular component (GO): nucleus
Source: RefSeq, a predicted model, not a curated record
UAAGCCCGUCGAGAGGGCGGAGCCGUUUGUAAACUCACGUUGCUCUCUGGGCGAUCUAGUUUGCACAACAACAGAAAUAUAAGCUUAGUUUUCUUUCGUCAACCGUCGUUUCAGACACAAGCCUUAACAAGAAAAGGAUUUGAGAAGAAGAAGAAUUGUUCUCGUCAUUGCUUGGAUCAGGGCUGAACCGAUGGACUGAGAUCCAACAAACAGGACCACCAGAGAAGAUCCAACAUGGGCAACAAACGCAAAUCCUCCAGUGAGAUCGACAGAGAUUCAGAUGCAAGUUCUGGAUAUUUUAGUGCUUUGGACCAGACAGAAUAUGAAGACAUGGGACCAAGGGGUACUGCAUCACAAAGCAUGCCGACAGCUCCUCCGGUGUCUUUCAUUCCUGGCUCACAUCCAGGCGUCUCUCCCAUGAUCAUAAUGAACAACCUUGUUCUCAAGCAGCGUAACUCCGUGGCCCCUGCAUCAAAAUCUUGGAGCUUAAACCCUUCACUAGAUGUGGGUCCUCAGUCCCAGCUGCUUUUCCUCCAGCCGGUCAUGUCCGCUGGUGACCGUACCGACCAAAGCUCUGAAGAGCAGAAACCUUCCAGAAAGCAUGUUCCCAUGCAAAACACCUUUCCAAAAAUGUCCCCACAUCCUGCACAAGGGUCUACAGUCGAUGAGGGUCCCAGUGCGAUCAAUAAGAGGUCAAACCACAGUCAUGCUGGAAGACAUCAGCGACGCCGUUAUGAUGAAAAACCUUUCCACACUUCCUCUUUGAAACCGGAUGAGUGCGAGACAUUUAAAGAUUACGAUGUAGACCCCAGCAUUGCUUCUUUAGGAGAAACUGGUCACGCUGUUGAAGACGUGGCUGUGGAAAACCCUUCAUCCAGGCUUUCUGACCUUCAGGAGCCCCACACCAACACUUCACCAUUCUCACUUUGCACUGACUCCUUCCUCACUUCGGUCCCUCAAAAGAGUCCCAAAGCUUCAGUCACCCAGAGCAGUGAUAUGGAGAAUAUCCCAGAGGCCCUCUCUCCAAGCUCCAGCAAACGCGAACGCUUCUGCAACACCUAUAACAUUUUGAAUCGGUCCGGCCUGCUGGGCAUCACACUGCGCACGAAGGAACUUAUUCGACAAAAUAAACGUUCCCAGGCCCAGCUUCAGAGUCUGCAAGCUCAGACUGACCUCUUCUUGGAGGCCAUAUGUAGUGGAGAUCCCAAAGUCUGGACGAGAUUGCAGCUUAUCCUCCAGAACUCUGGAAACAGCGAGUAGAUCGACACCUGUGGACUCUGUAAGGGUUGUAUGGUGUAGUAGCAGGUUCGGAUUUGAUUAUUUCAGCUGUUGUAUUCUGCUGUUUUCUGGAAUAGCCACCUUUUCUCCAACCACCACUUUUCUAAUCAGGGGCUUAGCAAAUUUUCAGCAUCUUGUCAUAAUAUCAGUAGGAAACAUGAAAGAUGUGAGUGUUCAGUGGAGUCUAGUUAUCACUCCAACUGUUAUCUAUCCAACGUAAGUCAUCUUUAUCCUUGUCUCAAAAGUAUAGUGUUUAGGUAAUAGUUGCACCUUUUUUUCUAAAUAAAGUGAUACAGUGAUUCAGAAUUUAUUAGCAAACUCAAUUUGAAAAGAACGCUAUUAACCGUUUUGGUAUUUCAAUCUAAUUGGUUACUAUUUGGAAAGAAGGCCUUGGAAAACCAGAACUGGAAUGCAAAAAUAUUUCUGCUCCGAAUCGAACAAAAUGGAAAAGUUAUUUUCUAAUCACUGUAACUAAAAAAAUGCCUUUAACAAAUGAUAACGAUAUGAGUACUUAUAAGUGCACUGUAAUAAUAUAUAUAUAUUUUUUAUUCAGAUAAAAAUGUGAAAUUCAGUAUCAUCCAAUUUGUAAAAAUGUGUUUAUAAUAAUAUUGUUUGUAUGUGAGUAAUGUGUUCUCAAAUGUGACCCUGGACUACAAAACUUUUAAGUCAAAAGGGUCAAUUUUUCAAAAUUGAGAUUUAUACAUAAUGAAAGCUGAAUGCACUUUCCAUUGAUGUAUGGUUUGUUAGGAUCAGACAAUAUUUAACCGAGAUACAACUUUUAGAAAAUCUGGAAUCUGCAAAAAGAAAAUUAAUAAAUAACGACAAAAUCGCCUUUUGAAGUUGUCCCAAUGAAGUUCUUAGCAAUGCAUAUUACUAAUCAAAAAUUUAAGUUUGAAUGUAUUUACAGUAGGAAAUUUAUAAAAUAUCUUCAUGGAACAUGAUCUUUACUCAAUAUCCUAAUGAUUUUUGGCUUUUUGUAUAAAAUAAUAAUAAUUAGACCCAUACAAUGUAUUUUUGGCUAUUGCUACAAAUAUACCUCAGUGACUUAAGACUGGUUUUGUGGUCCAGGGUCACAAAUGCAUCGCCAAGUAAAUAUUCUUGUUGUUAUCUAUGAGAAAGACCAAUGGAUGUUAAGAGUAAGGGUACUAAUAACCAUUUGUGCUGGUCAGAAUGUAUUUGAAGAAGCACUUCAGAUGUGGUUGUUAUUUGUAAUGCCUUGUUGUAUUAUUAAGUGAGUGUACAUUCAUAAUUGAGGUUGUGAUUGUCAGUAGGUUUGGAUGUGAAUGAGCCGAAUUGGCAAUGUACAUUUUAUUUUAUUUUUCUAUUGCAAUCUGUCAUACUGCUUGCAUACAGAUGGUUCAUUGUGUUUGAAAAGCACGUACUAAUAAGCUUUGAUGAUAGAGGUCAGCAGGUUUAGUGAAGUAAUGAAUGCACUGAAUGAAUGUGAUAGCAUUUUUUUUUAUAUUGUCGUUUUCUGUAUUGCAUUUGUAUUUGCUUUCCAAAAUUAUAAACCCAUUGUGUUGCUUUAUCAGAACCCGAUCCUAAAUGAGACAUUUUUGCUGUAGAAAUCUAUGCAAUAGUCUUGUUUGGUUUUAGCCAAGUGCAGUUUUGUAUUCUGUAGGUGUCAUUUGACUUUUUAUGUGCCUUCAAAAAUAAAGGCAUUUAAAAUAUA